Messenger RNA from Raphanus sativus (radish), 432 nucleotides. RefSeq lists its product as uncharacterized. NCBI's taxonomy places the organism in Eukaryota, Viridiplantae, Streptophyta, Magnoliopsida, Brassicales, Brassicaceae. The record is from RefSeq and is a predicted model, not a curated record. The transcript is spliced from 2 exons. Gene Ontology annotation, molecular function: zinc ion binding. The coding region runs from base 1 to 432 and encodes 143 amino acids.
AUGGUUAAGAGCCACCGUGGUUUCCCAACACACUGUCCCUGUGGUUCACGGGUCUCAUUCCGCACCUCCAAAACAAUCGCAAACCCCGGUCGACUUUUCCACAGCUGUCCCUAUGGAAACGAGAACAAUCCACAACAUCUAUUCAAGUGGACGGACGAAUCUAUGGUCGAGGAAAUUGAGGACAUCAAGGAUCGUUUCGAUGAGUUUGAACAGGAGGCUCUCGGACACGCAAAGGAUCUGGAGGUGCUUCAGACCGAAGUUCAAAACCUCAUUCAAAAAAAUAUGGCCCACGCUACCACUAUCCAGCGUUGCCAUCAUGAUGUGGAGGAAACAAAAGACCAACUUGAAGGCCUCAAAACAGAUCUGAAAUGUCUGAAAAACCUGCUCCUCUGCACACUCUUCUUGGGCUUCGUCUAUAAGUUCAUCCUCUAA